Molecule: messenger RNA, 2877 nt
Organism: Colias croceus (clouded yellow)
Lineage: Eukaryota; Metazoa; Arthropoda; Insecta; Lepidoptera; Pieridae
Gene: eEF2
Product: translation elongation factor 2
Exons: 15
Coding region: 138-2672 (844 amino acids)
Biological process (GO): translational elongation
Cellular component (GO): cytosol; ribonucleoprotein complex
Molecular function (GO): GTPase activity; GTP binding; translation elongation factor activity
Source: RefSeq, a predicted model, not a curated record
UCUCUGGUUCAUGCCACAUUUGACGACUAGUGGGCACAUCCGGCCUACGAAGUCGAAAAGGGUUCUUUUUCAAGCGUACGCCAUUGUUGGCGUAUGGUAGUUUAUUUAUUUGAAAGGAAAAUCGAAAACCAUCCAAUAUGGUGAAUUUCACAGUAGACGAAAUCCGUGGGAUGAUGGACAAGAAGCGGAAUAUCCGCAACAUGUCCGUCAUUGCCCACGUCGACCACGGCAAGUCCACACUCACAGACUCGCUGGUGUCAAAAGCCGGUAUCAUCGCUGGUGCGAGAGCCGGAGAGACACGUUUCACGGACACCAGGAAAGACGAGCAAGACAGAUGUAUCACCAUCAAAUCCACCGCUAUUUCUAUGUACUUCGAGCUCGAAGAGAAAGACUUGGUGUUCAUUACAAACCCUGACCAACGUGAAAAGAGCGAAAAGGGUUUCUUGAUCAACUUGAUUGACUCACCCGGACACGUUGACUUCUCUUCUGAAGUGACAGCCGCCCUCCGAGUCACUGACGGUGCAUUGGUCGUAGUAGACUGUGUAUCUGGUGUGUGCGUACAGACCGAGACUGUACUCCGUCAAGCCAUUGCUGAGCGCAUCAAGCCCAUUUUGUUCAUGAACAAGAUGGACCGCGCCCUUCUCGAGUUGCAGUUGGAGGCUGAGGAGCUCUACCAGACCUUCCAGCGUAUUGUUGAAAACGUUAACGUUAUUAUUGCCACCUACAACGAUGAUGGCGGUCCCAUGGGUGAGGUCCGCGUGGACCCCAGCAAGGGUUCCGUCGGUUUCGGUUCCGGUCUCCACGGCUGGGCCUUCACGCUCAAACAGUUCUCUGAGAUGUACGCCGACAAAUUCAAGAUUGAUCUUGUCAAGCUUAUGAACAGACUAUGGGGAGAGAACUUCUUCAACCCCCAGACCAAGAAGUGGGCCAAGCAAAAGGACAAUGAGAACAAGCGUUCCUUCUGCAUGUACGUGCUCGACCCCAUCUACAAGGUGUUCGACGCCAUCAUGAACUUCCGCAAGGAGGAGAUCGACUCUCUCCUCAAGAAGAUUGGUGUCACCAUCAAGCACGAAGAUGCCGACAAGGACGGCAAAGCCCUCCUCAAGGUUGUCAUGCGUAGCUGGCUGCCGGCCGGAGAGGCUCUGCUUCAGAUGAUCGCCAUCCACUUACCUUCCCCCGUGGUGGCGCAGAAGUACCGUAUGGAGAUGUUGUACGAGGGACCCCAUGACGAUGAGGCAGCUAUUGGUAUCAAGAACUGCGACCCCGAAGCGCCCCUCAUGAUGUACGUGAGCAAGAUGGUGCCAACCUCUGACAAGGGACGUUUCUACGCGUUCGGUCGUGUGUUCUCCGGCAAGGUCAUCACUGGACAGAAGGCCCGCAUCAUGGGACCCAACUUCCAGCCAGGAAAGAAAGAGGAUAUGUACGAGAAGACCAUCCAGCGUACCAUCCUCAUGAUGGGACGUUAUGUUGAGGCCAUUGAGGAUGUGCCCUCUGGUAACAUCUGUGGUCUCGUCGGUGUCGACCAGUUCCUCGUCAAGACCGGAACAAUCACCACCUACAAGAACGCGCACAACAUGAAGGUGAUGAAGUUCAGCGUGUCGCCUGUAGUGCGUGUGGCCGUGGAGCCCAAGAACCCCGCUGACUUGCCCAAGCUGGUGGAGGGGCUCAAGCGUCUGGCCAAGUCAGACCCCAUGGUGCAGUGCAUCAACGAGGAGUCUGGCGAGCACAUCGUCGCCGGCGCUGGGGAGCUGCAUCUUGAGAUCUGUCUCAAGGACUUGGAGGAGGACCAUGCAUGCAUUCCAAUCAAGAAAUCCGACCCGGUAGUAUCCUACCGUGAGACGGUCGCCGAGGAGUCGAACCAGAUGUGCCUGUCCAAGUCGCCCAACAAGCACAACAGGCUGUUCAUGAAGGCCUGCCCCAUGCCCGACGGUCUGGCUGAGGACAUUGAUGACGGUAAAGUGAACCCACGUGACGACUUCAAGACCCGUGCCCGUUACCUCGGCGAGAAGUACGAGUACGACGUGACUGAAGCCCGUAAGAUCUGGUGCUUCGGUCCCGAGGGCACCGGCCCCAACAUCCUGGUCGACUGUACCAAGGGAGUGCAGUACUUGAACGAGAUCAAGGACUCUGUGGUGGCAGGCUUCCAAUGGGCCGCCAAGGAGGGAGUUAUGGCUGAGGAGAACUUGAGAGGAGUGCGCUUCAACAUCUAUGAUGUCACCCUCCACACCGACGCUAUCCACAGAGGUGGCGGUCAAAUCAUUCCAACAACCAGGAGAUGCCUGUACGCGUGUCUGUUGACAGCCGCACCCAGGCUUAUGGAGCCCGUAUAUUUGUGUGAAAUCCAGUGUCCCGAGGUAGCCGUGGGCGGUAUCUACGGCGUGCUGAACAGACGGCGCGGGCACGUGUUCGAGGAGACCCAAGUGGCGGGCACUCCCAUGUUCGUGGUGAAGGCCUACUUGCCGGUCAACGAGUCGUUCGGCUUCACGGCCGACCUGCGCUCCAACACGGGCGGCCAGGCCUUCCCGCAGUGUGUGUUCGACCACUGGCAAGUGCUGCCGGGUGACCCGUGCGAGGCUGGCUCCAAGCCGUACGCUGUCGUGCAGGAAACAAGGAAAAGGAAAGGACUCAAGGAGGGUCUGCCAGACUUAACGUCAUACUUGGACAAAUUGUAAACGCCGUAGCUAAAUAUCAAAUAAUAUCAAUACUGUAACAUAUGUACCAUUAUGAGCGCCUCACGCUAACGUUUUGUUUCCACGACCGCGCGAACAUGUGAUAUCUAGCCGAGUAUAAUAUACCCAUACUGUUAUGUAGGACCGAACACCUGGACACCAUUAUUAUACUGUAAUUAAUUUUUAAAUUAUAAUUUUUCUAUUGUAA